Pygoscelis adeliae (Adelie penguin) is the source of this 4494-nucleotide messenger RNA. It is a transcript of the gene DCLK3, whose product is annotated as doublecortin-like kinase 3. Gene Ontology annotation, molecular function: ATP binding; protein kinase activity. Bases 286 to 2379 code for a protein of 697 amino acids. The transcript is spliced from 4 exons. The record is from RefSeq and is a predicted model, not a curated record. NCBI's taxonomy places the organism in Eukaryota, Metazoa, Chordata, Aves, Sphenisciformes, Spheniscidae. Gene Ontology annotation, biological process: intracellular signal transduction; protein phosphorylation.
GGCUUGUUUGACCAUUCGUCACACCAUGCAAGCUCAAAAGUAAAAGAGAGGAAACUACACGGGACUUGUCCUCCUAUUGGUCGUGGAAACUAUGGAAAAACAUGUUUGAGUGAAAGCAAUCAUAGGUCCCCGUUUUUUAAUCCCCGUAACGGUUUUCACACGAUACAUUCAGAGCACAGUCCUGUGAAGCCAAGGAUUAUUACAGUGGUGAAACCUGGCGGACACACACUCAGAAGGAUAACCUUGCUUCUCAACAGGAGAUCAGUUCAGACCUUUGAACAGCUGAUGGCUGACAUUUCAGAAGCUCUGGGAUUUCCACGCUGGAAGAAUGACCGUGUGAGAAAGCUUUACAAUCUGAGAGGCAGAGAAAUCAGAAGCGUUUCUGACUUCUUCAGGGAAGGUGAUGCAUUCAUAGCUAUGGGGAGGGAGCCCCUCACUUUGAAGAACCUGGAAGUGGUAUUACAAGAACUUUAUCCUGAAAAUCCUUAUGCUGCCAGUGCUGCCGUUCAGCAGAAUGAGGAGCAGUCCCAAAAACUGAAGAGCAGGUUGUAUGACAAGGCUUCGAAAGUGGACAGUGGCUUUGAUGAGACAGAAAUUACCAAGAACUGCAGUGAUGGCAUAUCUCCCAAACUGGUAGCUGGACAUGAAGGAAGAAGUCAAGCCAAGACAAAGCAAGAAGAAAAAAUGAGAACCAAAAAAAAGUGGACUAGAGAGAGCUGGGGUGGUGAACAAGGAGUGAAGCCUUCUAGAAAAACCCGAGAAAGCGAGAGGUACCUUAACCAUGAGAGGAGUCCUGAGGAGGGAUUAGAAGAGAGUUCAGAGGAGGUGGUGAGGUGUGAGAAGUGUGAACAGGAAAGGCAGGCCAGACAAAAGCUACAAAGGGAAAGGCGGGCUGAGGCCUCAUUUGAGAACAGAGACCUGAACAGAGGCUCAUGUCAGAGGUACCAUGUAGAAAGAAACGCAAAAAUCAGGAAUCGCCAAAAGUCUUCAGAAACUUGUCUGGAAGGUGAAGAAGUUGGUUGGAAAGAUAAUGGCUGUAGGAGGACAUGGAAGCCCCUACAUAAGAAUGUUAAUGAAGGGCUGGAGAAGCAAAAAAGGAGCAUUGAGAAGGAAAGGGAUGUGGAGAAACAUGAAAACCAUGGGAAGGAAGUAGUGAAAAUCAAGAAGAAUGCUGUAGAAGGGCUGCAGCUAACUCAUGAAGUGAAGGAAGAGAAUGGAAGUAGCUGCAUAAUGAACCAAAGUGGUUGGCUAAAGAAAGACACUCUGAGGGAUGCUGAGAAACCAUCUAAAACACAUAGGGAGGGCAGAGAGGGACAAAGGGCUAAAGAGGAGGGUGCCAGAAGAGAGGGGAAUAUCAUGCAUAGAGAGAGUGACGUGACACGACGAGAAAAAACAGGGGAGCGCAGAGUGAAUAAAGAAGAAAACAAGGCUCAGGGAUUGGAAAACACAAGCCGGAGGCAUGCCAUUAAAAACAGAACUGAUGUGGAAAAACAGUAUGAGAUUGGCAGAACUAUUGGGGAUGGGAACUUUGCAGUGGUGAAGGAAUGUCGCCACUGCGACUCCAAUCAGAUCUAUGCCAUGAAAAUUGUUGAUAAAUCCAAGCUGAAGGGGAAAGAGGACAUGAUGGAAAGUGAAAUUCUGAUCAUUAGGAGUCUUUCUCAUCCCAAUAUAGUAAGCUUAAUUGAAGUGUAUGAGACAGAAGCUGAGAUCUACCUAAUCCUGGAGUAUGUCCCAGGAGGGGACUUAUUUGAUGCAAUCAUAGAAAGUGUGAAGUUCACAGAGCAUGAUGCGGCUGUCAUGAUCACUGACCUGUGUGAAGCACUGGUUUAUAUUCACAGCAAGAACAUUGUCCACAGGGACCUCAAACCAGAGAAUCUUUUGGUUCAGCAUAAUGCAGAUAAAUCUACUACACUGAAACUAGCAGAUUUUGGCCUUGCAAAGCAGGUUACGAAACCCAUAUUUACUGUGUGUGGAACACCAACGUAUGUUGCCCCUGAAAUACUUGCUGAGAAGGGCUAUGGGCUUGAAGUAGAUAUGUGGGCAGCUGGUGUGAUCCUUUACAUUCUGCUCUGCGGUUUUCCCCCUUUUCGCAGUCAGGAACGUGAUCAAGAAGAGCUGUUCCAGAUCAUACAGCUGGGUCACUAUGAGUUCCUUUCCCCAUACUGGGACAAUAUUUCUGCAGCAGCAAAAGACCUCAUAACCAGGCUGUUGAUAGUGGAUCCCCAGAAGCGCUACACAGCACGACAAGUACUUCAGCACCCUUGGAUCAGAACAGCUGGAAAAACAAACAGCAGAAAUUUGCAGAGGGAAGUGACAAUAAAUAUUGAGCGUCAUUUUCGGGCCCAGCGCCGAAAGGAGGUUGCAGAUGAGGACACAUGAAAUCUCUUCAAGCUCGUUUAGUCUUCUUUUUAUUGAUUAACAAAUAAUUUAUGUUUUCUUUUCUAAAUGAAUUGGGCCUUUAGUGUAUAGCUGUUGCUGGCCAUUGCCAUGCCUUUUUUUUUUUUUGAUUCUGAGAUUCUGAAGAAGGACAGAGAUCAAAUUCGCAUCCACUUCCUUCUGAUGUUACUUAGGAGUCUCUCUGUUGACAGCAGUGAGGACUAGAUAUUUCCUGGAGGGUAUCUAUUAUUUUUCUUUAAAUACUGAUUUGGGCUUUUACAUUACAAAAUGUAUAUCUUUUAGACAACAAAUGUUUGCUUCUGUGGCUGACACUAGUGAUGACUUCUCUUGUCUCUUUUUGUAUGAUACCUUCCAGGAGUUUUGUGUUUAUAAUGUUUUGUGUUUAUAAUGUUUUCAAAAUAGCUGUCUGCAUACACAUCCUGCGCUAAUUCUCUAAACUGUCUUUUCACCAAUUCUUGCUAGCAAUGGAGAAGGUGAAUGAAUAAAAAAAAGCAAAUACAUUCUUUAGGAUAUGUUAAAUAAACAACAAGAUACUAUUUAUUAAGUUGUGAGGGAAGAAAAAUCCUUAUAGACUAAAUCAAAUAUUUUAUGAUAUCUCCCUUGGCAACAUCUUUCAUUGGAUGUUCUCGUGGACAGGACAAUAGACUGUACAACAUUUCUGUUAAACUAUGGUAGUGCUGUGUAGUAUGGUAGUUUCAUUUGUUUAUGAGAAGUGGGAAGAUAGCGUGGCUGAUAGCUUUUCAAGACUAAUAAAAACUUUCAAAGUGCUUUUCUUCCUACUCUGGGAAGUAGGAAGUUAAGCAAUUCUAAGGGAACUUUGGUUCUUUUCCCAAAGGUGUAUUUAUGGAAUGAUAACCCAAGCAUUUUUUCAUACUGAUUUUUUUUCUUAGGAGCCAUCCGUGUGCAUCUGUGACUCUUCCAUGCUGAUGGAGAAGAGAAAGCUGGGAAGCUGCUUUUGUGACUUAAGUUAACCCUUACCUUCAUGGUGCCUUUUUCAUCAGCACACUUCACAGCUGAAUUUUAUACACUUUUUCAGCGUAGUUUAGCAAUCGUUUGGUUUUUUUCCCCUGUUGCCUUCCCUGGGGACUCUUUCUCCUUGCUUCCAUGAGAAUGGGCAAUGGGAUGAAAUUACAUUAAAAUUCAACUCGGGGAAAACAACAACUUGUUGUUGUUGUAUGGAAGGGUCUCCCAGAGGAAGGGUCAGAUGCACAUGUUUUUUAUAAUUUGAUUGGAUGCAGUUUUAAGGAAAUCCUUGGGGGAGGAAAUCCAGUCCUGAGAAGGGCUGUGACCUAGAACAGCUUUUGAAUCUCAGAAUUUUUGGUUAACUAAUCAAAUCCAAAAAGCACUUGAGUUGUCUUGUUUUAUAAUGCUUUGUCCACGAGUUCCAUGUGCUAGUAAAUAAUAUUGAUGUUAAAAUAUCAGUGGUAUUAGUAUUGAAUUCAUAGCUUGUAGAAAUGAAUGAGGGUAUUUUACAAUUGCAGUGCUGCUGCUCUGCCUAUGUAUUUCAUAAUGAGAAAUGUCAGAAGCAUUUCAGAAUCAGUAGAACAUUUUCAAAACUAUAUGAACCAGAAUAUUAUUUUUGGUGAGUGCUAAUAUUUUGUGUGAACUUUCUGAAUUACCAAAAACCGUGGGGUACUGUCACCAUGUUUCUGUUUCAACUUGUGACAGUUUUGCUGCAAGAAUGAUGUAUGAAAGUAGAGAUGAUUGGCUUUUAAAGGAGAAUUGCACUUUGAAUUGAACUGGCUUAUUUUUAAUACAUAUUGGAAUAAGACUUGCUGUGGAAUUCAAGAAUUUGUGAAACAAACCAGUCAAAUCUUUACUGUAUGCCCAAGUACUAUGUAUAUGAUAUGUCAUACCUCUGCUUUAGGGGCCCUGGGUCAGGAAGACUUUCCCUUUUCCUGAAAACAAGAAUGGAUUUAAGCGCUUUCCUGAGUUAAGCCUAUGUGUAACCUCAUAUUCUAAAUGCAUUAUGUGGUCUUUGAGUACUAGUAAUAACUUCGCCUCUAUUAGUUUAAGUCUAUUGCGGAUAGGAAGCUGUGGAAAAAUAGCUUCUGACUUGUAAUAUUAUAUAUUGUAAUUAUCUUAUUUUUAAUAUAG